Molecule: messenger RNA, 1370 nt
Organism: Fulmarus glacialis (Northern fulmar)
Lineage: Eukaryota; Metazoa; Chordata; Aves; Procellariiformes; Procellariidae
Gene: DPYS
Product: dihydropyrimidinase
Exons: 7
Biological process (GO): pyrimidine nucleobase catabolic process
Cellular component (GO): cytosol; cytoplasm
Molecular function (GO): dihydropyrimidinase activity
Source: RefSeq, a predicted model, not a curated record
CACUGUGUGGUGUGUGUUUAGGGCCAUUUGGAGAUAACCUGGUGCUCUGGGAGAAGGGUAGGCAGUGAAAUACUCUCAGGCAAGAGCAACUUUCUGAGUUGAGGCCUCACUUUCAGCUUGUAGGCUCCCAUGCCACCCCAAAACCUGGCUCAGCAGAGACUUUUGAUCAAGGGGGGAAAAGUCGUGAACGAUGACCACUCUGUGGUGGCUGAUGUGUACGUGGAAGAUGGAGUGGUGCAGCAGGUGGGACCGAACCUAAACCCUGAGCCACCCACUGGACUUGUCGUGCUGGAUGCAACCAACAAGCUAGUGAUCCCUGGGGGCAUCGAUACUCAUACACACAUGCAGUUCCCUUUUAUGGGUAGCAGGUCAAAAGAUGACUUCUAUACAGGAACAAAGGCUGCUAUAGCAGGAGGAACCACUAUGAUCAUCGACUUUGCCAUCCCUCAGAAAGGCUGUUCUCUUAUUGAAGCCUUUGAUACAUGGAAAAGCUGGGCAGACCCUAAAGUCUGCUGUGAUUAUGCACUGCACGUGGCAGUUACGUGGUGGAGCAACAAGGUGAAGGAAGAAAUGAAAAGUCUUGUUCAAAAGAAAGGCGUCAACUCCUUCAAGAUGUUUAUGGCCUAUAAAGGUAUAUAUAUGGUCAAUGAUGAGGAGUUAUAUUCAGCCUUUUCCUGCUGUAAGGAACUUGGAGCAGUUGCUCAAGUCCAUGCAGAGAAUGGGGAGCUAAUUGCACAGGGUGCAAAGAAGAUGCUGGCCAUGGGAAUAACUGGCCCUGAGGGGCAUGAGCUGUGUCGUCCUGAAGAAGUGGAAGCUGAAGCUACACAGAGAGCAAUUACCAUAGCAAAUGCUGUAAACUGCCCCCUUUUUGUAGUCCAUGUAAUGAGCAAAUCUGCAGCAAGGGUGAUAAGUAAUGCACGAAGAGAAGGAAAGGUGGUUUAUGGGGAGCCUAUUGCUGCUAGUCUUGGCACCGAUGGCACCCACUAUUGGAGUAAAGACUGGGCUCAUGCUGCAGCAUAUGUCAUGGGACCUCCUCUGAGACCAGAUCCAUCUACUCCUGGUUUUCUCAUGAACUUACUGGCCAAUGAUGACCUAUCUGUGACAGGGACUGACAACUGCACCUUUGACAUAUGCCAGAAAGCUCUGGGGAAGGAUGACUUCACAAAAAUCCCUAAUGGAGUGAAUGGUGUGGAAGACAGAAUGUCAGUCAUAUGGGAAAAAGGCGUUUACAGUGGAAAAAUGGAUGAAAACAGAUUUGUGGCUGUUACCAGCACAAAUGCAGCAAAAAUCUUUAACCUUUACCCGAAGAAGGGGAGAAUUGCUGUGGGUUCUGAUGCUGACAUCGUAAUUUGGGAUCCCAAAGCUACAAG